UGCACAAGUCGCUGACAGGAGGCUGUAGUGAGUGAGGUGGGGCCGCUCUCUGCCGUGCCUGCCGUGAGACGACAGGAGGAAAUGGCCCUAAGGCAAGACAAGGGAGAUUCAGAUUGGCUGCUAGAAGAAAAUUUUCACUGUUUGAGCGGCCAGGCAUUGGAGUAGGUUGCCAGGGACCUGUGUCACCAGUGUGAGAGAGGAAUCUCCCAAGUACACUGCGGAUUUUUUCUCUGCACAUGCUACUGGAUUAUCGACCUUUUACUGACCCACCCAAAAACAGAGAAAAAGGGUCAAACAGAAAUUGCUGACUUGUCACUUCUGCCUUAAAACUGACUGGAUUUUAUGGCCUCUGCUGGAGAAGCUCCCUGGACCAUUGGAAAUGGAGCAGCUCGUGCUGCAUCUCUGCUGAGCAUGGAAUGUGAGCAUCGAGGUGCCUUAAGCUAAACCAUAUGCAAGUUGCACUGGUUGUUGUAACACUGCUGAAACCACUCCAGACUUCUCCAGGGCUUUCCAAGGCAGUAGCUCUUCACACAGUUUGGAUGUUUCCAAUUGACAUUUGAAUGUUUUCAUCCAAUCUGGUGUGGCUGUGAAAAGUGAGCUUUUCCCUGUGAAGUUCAUGGUGAGUUUUGCAGCCUCACUUUCCAGCGUGGUGUGUGCUAUGGCAGCGAGCUACAGGCUGAUGGUGACCUCAGUGAACUGCUACAGCAGUGUGCUGGUGGAGCAGCACUCCCAGCACACUGUGCACUACUGCACAGGCUCCUGCCAGCUCCUCAGACAGGGACUCACCUGCAUGGUAGCUCACCACAGUGUCUGUGCAGAGCUCAGCGUCCAGGAUGCCAACCUGGACCAUAAAAUUCCUGUUCCUGAAAGUGGUCUUGCCUUGGCUGGAAAUGAGGACUAUCACCAAAUCCUCCCAAAUAAUCCAAGAAUCAAGAAGGGCUUUUCAGUGCAAGCUUCCAGCAGUUUAAAAGACAUUACUGGUGAGGCAAUAAACCUUGCCAGUGGUAAAAUAAAGGAAUUCUCCUUUGAAAAGCUCAAAAACUCUUCCAGUCACGUGGCCUACAGAAAGGGAAGGAAAGUUCGGUCAGAAUCUUUCAGCAGACGAUCCUUUGAUUUUGACUUGAUUUAUGGGCACUUUAACAAUGAUGAGAACUGCCCUCCAUGUGGCUUUUUGCAGAGCCCCUCACCUGGGGAGAAAUGGCAGGAGAGCAGCGAUGCUCCAGAAGUCACCAUAAGUCCUGUGGUUCCCUUCUGCCCUCAUUCCUUCCCAGAAGAAAACAUCAUUACCCAGAUUUUAGAAAAGCACAAGCUAGAUGGUUCUUCUGGUGGGGAUAUUAAGGUGUGCCUGGACAUCCUGCUCAAGUGCUCAGAGGAUCUGAAAAAGUGCACGGACAUAAUCAAGCACUGCAUCAAGAAGAAAUCUGCAGAUGUUGUUGGUGGAGGGAGCAGCAAUGAUCCCCUGGCUAACUCAGAGAGGAUAUACAUGAAUCUGAUGACAAGAUUUUCCUCCUACCUGAAAAAGCUGCCCUUUGAGCUGAGGACAGCGGGGCAGAGGGAAGCCAGUGACUGGGCAGAGCUGAUGAACUGUUUCCAUGGCUUGCAGCAAACUCCCUUUCCCCCGGUGUUUGGUGAUGAGCAGCCUCCCAGGUAUGAAGAUAUCAUUCAGCUGCCAUCCUCAAGUGCAGUUCCUCUCGCUCUGCCAGGUCAGGGUGAGGUGACAAGCACCUCCCAGUCCAUCCAGACAGGUUCUGUGAGCUUCAGCUGCAGCUCCCUGCCCGCUGGCCCUGCAGAGAGCAGAGCUGUGAAAGAUGCUCUACCUCAGGCACCAGCCCCGAGCCCCUGCGAUGGCCCAGCUGCCACCGAGGCACUGUACAUCGAGGAGGAGUGUGAUGGGGACAGAACAGCAGGGACAGAGAGGAAGGCAGAGCAGAGGGGGGGCUGGCAGAGCCUGGAGCACAGCUACCAGCGAGCUGCUGCUUCAGACCCUGCUGCUGAUGCUAAAGCACAGCGGGCCAGGGUGGGAGAUGCUCCCGGGCAAACUGCUCCUUUAAAACCAGUGUCAGAGCCUGUGCUGGGUGGUGCCCAAGCUGCUGUCCCCAAAGGAGCCCAGACAUGCAGCAGGGUGGACAAGGAGGAGAUAGACAAACUGCUGCUGGACUUGGAGAACUUCUCCCAGAAAAUGCAGAAUACUCUGAGGGAACCCUGUGGGAAGGAGGGCGAGCCUGCCUCACUGCAGGUGCCUGGCAGGCAGGGUAGGCAGGCUCCACCUCUGCCUCUGGAGCCCAAAAGUAAACCUGCUGAUCCCCCUUCUUCUCUGUCAAAAAUCAUGGAAACCAAUGGUCAUAAAAUGGAAGAGGAUGACAAAGCCCUUCUACUGCGUAUCCUGGGAAGCAUUGAGGACUUUGCCCAGGAGCUGGUGGAAUUCCAGACUGGCAAGGGAAGUUUGUCUAAGGAGAGGGAAGUGAUGCAAAUUCUCCAGGAAACUUUAGCAACUCCUUCACAGUCCCUGCUUGCAGGGCAAAAAAGCCAUGCUGGGGCUGCCUCCAGAGACUCUGUUCCAGCUUCAAUUCAGCAGGCCCCAGAAGUAAUAAAGGUUCAAAGUAAACAAGAGAAGAAGGCAGGAACUCCAUCCCCAGCCCCCCUGCAGCCUGUGGUUAGCACUUGCACUCCUCUGCCUGUGAAUAAAGCCUCCAGCAGUACCCCUGUGCCCAUAAACAUUCCACGUUUCUACUUCCCUAAAGGACUCCCCAAUGUCUGCACUAACCAUGAGGAAAUCAUUGCCAGGAUUGAAGAGGCCUUUGCAGAGUUUGAAGAUGGGAAAGCAAACAUCUGUGAAAUGGGGAAAAUUGCAAAGAUCUGUGGCUGCCCACUCUACUGGAAAGCUCCUCUGUUCUAUGCAUCUGGGGGAGAGAGGACAGGACGUGUCUCUGUGCACUCCUUUGUGUCCAUGUGGAGAAAAAUCCUGCGGAGCUGCCACGACGAUGCCUCCAGGUUCACUUCCCUCCUGGCAAAGCCUGGCUGUGACUGCCUACAACAGGAGGAUUUCAUCCCGCUGCUGCAGGAUGUGGUAGAAACUCAUCCUGGCCUCACGUUCCUGAAGGACGCUCCGGAGUUCCAUUCCCGGUAUAUCACCACGGUUAUCCAGAGGAUAUUCUACACAGUCAAUCGCUCCUGGUCGGGCAAGAUCACUCUGACAGAGCUGAGGAAAAGCAACUUCCUGCAGACUCUUGCUCUCUUGGAAGAAGAGGAUGACAUAAAUCAGAUCACAGAUUACUUCUCCUACGAGCACUUUUAUGUCAUAUACUGCAAAUUCUGGGAGCUGGAUACUGACCAUGACCUUUACAUCAGCCAGAAGGACCUGGCUAGGUACAGUGAUCAAGCUUUGUCAAACAGGAUCAUUGAGAGGAUAUUCAGUGGUGCUGUGGUGAGAGGCACUGAAGUUCAAAAGGAAGGGCGCAUGAGUUAUGCAGAUUUUGUGUGGCUCCUGAUUUCAGAGGAAGACAAGAGGAGUGCUACAAGCAUCGAGUACUGGUUCCGCUGCAUGGACCUGGACGGGGACGGGGUGCUGUCCAUGUACGAGCUGGAGUUCUUCUAUGAGGAGCAGUGUGAGCGCAUGGAGGUGAUGGGCAUUGAGCCUCUGCCCUUCCAGGACCUGCUGUGCCAGAUGCUGGACCUGGUCAAGCCAGAGAGGGAAGGAAGAGUAACCUUGCGAGACCUGAAGAGGUGCAGAAUGGCUCAUGUGUUCUUCAACACCUUCUUCAAUUUGGAGAAAUAUCUGGACAAUGAACAGAGGGAUCCCUUUGCAGUGCAAAAGGACAUGGACAGCGACAGCCCCGAGCCCUCAGACUGGGACAGGUACGCGGCUGAGGAGUACGAGAUCCUGGUGGCCGAGGAGUCUGGGAAUGAGCAGCUCCAGGAGGGAUCAUGUGAAGAUGACUAUGACACAGAUGAAGUCUUACCUCCCCCUGAAACUGGAGAAAAGUCAGACAAGCUAAUUAUCUCAGAUCUCUGAGCUUAGAGAAGUGGAAGACAGCCCAUGUCUUUCAAACUGGAUAGCAUUCAGUCCCAAGGCACUUGGGGGUUUUCCUUAAAUCUGUCAUUGGAACAAUGUGCUUUAUUUUGUACACUGAAACUUGAGACCCCUUUUUGUCUUCCUGUGUAAUUGCAUAAGGUAAUUUCUAUGAAAAGGCUUUUUACAAUGUGUUAUUGUGCACACUCCUGAAAAUGGUGAUUGCACCUUGUUUCAUUUCUAUAUAAAUUAUGUCCCCAGAUGUGCAAUAAAUGCCAGCAUCUAAUGAUUACCUGUAACAGCUGCAUGCAACAUCUGCAGUGGCCGUUUCUCAGUUCUGUCCUGUGCCACUCUGUCCCCUUGGCUUUAUACAGGAGUGACAAAAGAGCUGCCAGAUUAACUUAAAUGUGUGUCUAGAAAUCUUUGAAAACACAGGUGACUGUGAAGUUCUUUUUUUCCUUCCUGUCCUGGAAGCAAAGGGAACGUGCCUGCACAUGGGGAGAGUGAAGCCCCUUUGUGCUUUGUCCCCAGCUCUUUGCCUGGGAUGUUUCACUGCUGUGGAUCUGUGAGCAGUUUCAGCACUGCACCACAUCAUCUCCUGGAAUCUGAGACAGAGUUACCUGUUCUAGCCCUGUGUCCCCUCCUGUGCUGAUCUGCCUCUGGCCAGAGCUUUGUCUGUGUGGAUUUCUACUUGUGGAAGUGUUCUGCAGAGCAUUUACAGCAAAUACAGCUCUCUGCUGUUCAGCUGCUGUGCCUGGUGUGCACCAGUUCCGUCCAUUCCUGUGCUCUCCUCUCCUGUAUCCUUCUUCAACCUGUAGCCAAGAGACUAAGCUGAGAUAAUGAAGAAAAAACACAACCCCUUGUUUUAACUAGUAAAGGAAUUAGUCUGUAUUAUUGCCAAAAUUAAUUUUUCUCCCAGGCUCAGGGAGGAAAUGCUGUAACUAAUGAAUUCUUGCUUUAAAUGCAAAAUUAAACCAACUUUCCCCUUAGAAUCACAAGUGAUAUCACUGCUGCUGCAUCUGUCCCUCUGGCCAGCAGGAACUGUGGUUCAGAACAGAGGUGAUUAGAACAAAUUCUUCAUUUUAGCCCUCAUAUAUGCACAAGCAGUUCUGGGCUUUACCUUCUCCGCUGGGACAGGUCUGAGCCCUCCCAGCUGUGCCCAGUCUCCAAUGCUGGGUUGCUGGGUGUGCCCUGUAUCUCCUGUGCCUCCUGCCAGCAUUCCUGGGAGCUGCCUGCCCCGUUCCCAGCAGGCUCCUGCUGCCCUCCUGGGGCAGAGCAGCCCGGGCCCUGCAGGGCUCUGUGUCCCCACUCGUGCAUCCCUGCGGUACCUGCAGGGGUCAGCAUCCAGUGAGGAACGGGCUGAUCCCUCACUCCAGUGCACUCGGGGCUUUUCCAGGAGCCUCUGGAGCCCAGGCCUGGCUGCCCCUGCCCAGGGGGAGCUGCUGCUGCCUCCCCGGGGGCAGAACUCUCCCACCAUCAAACUGGGGAAGUGAGAAAGGUUUCAGCUGAACUGAGCAGAUGCUUACACACCCCCAGGAUCCUGGAUUGGUAUUUGGGAAACUUCUGGAUGCCCACAUUGUUAGCAAAGGCCCUGCCUGAACAGGUGACCUGCAUCCCAUAGUUACAGAUGCAGCAGGGAGCACCCUGCCCAAACCAGGACAAGCCCCUGGAAUGCAGCAAGCACCCAGCGUGCCUGGAUCCCAUCUCCAUCACUGCCAUAACCUCGAAGGGAAAACCUUCCCUGGGGUGAUUCCACAAAUGCCCAAAUGCAGAACCCCCAAGGAACUGACUGCAGGAAUGGACACAGGAUGGAGGUCCCACAGCUGCUGCUUGGAACCAGCUCCAGCCAUGUUUUCCUGAGAAGAACCUUUCCUCAGUGCCAUGCUCCAGAGGGCCCUUUCAGUUUGACGUCCCUUUACAUCUCUCCAAGGACUAAGAUUCCUCAAAAGGAACAAGAAGAACCUGACCCCAUUCUAGGCUGAAAUGGAACCCUCAUGGUGCUCCAGCAGCAGCAGUACUGCAAUGGCUCACUUGCCAGUUCUGGAAGGCCUCAGUCACCCACCACUGCUGGGCCUUUAUUUCCACCCAUCCCUGAAUUCAGGCUCCCACCUCACACCACACCAGCCUGAACUGGUGCCUUUCUUUGCAGAAGUGAGAACUCAGAAUCUGGUGAAACUCACCAGCUGCCUUCCCAAGGUUUGGUUCAGUAAAUGGAGACAGGAAGCUGAGAGCUGCUCAGCUGAGCCCUCUCUCUUACAGACAGACAUCCAGUGUAUCCAGACCCAAUCCAUGCUUUCUGGGAGGUCAACACAAGCUAAUCCAAAAAAACACCCCCAUUUACAGCAAAUAUUUUGCAUUCUAUGUGAAUAGAAAGACAAGCUGCAGAAGGCACUUCUACUGUGGUGGCAGUGCAAAAUCUGCAGUAAUAUUCCAGGAAUGGAAAUCCAUUCUCUGUCCCUAAAGUACUUGAAAAUAACCACAAUUCAGCAGGCACACCUGCAUUAACAGAGGAGGUGUUCUACACCCCACCUGUGACACAGCCCUGGCCCCAGCUGCUCUGGAUGGAAGGUUUGUAACUCUGCAGGAUUUAAGUGAGGUAAAUUUGGGAACUCCUGUCCUUCUUUGCUUUUUUCUGAGGUAGUCAAGGGUGCUUGUGUCCAGCCAGCAGAGCUGCUCAGCUGCAGUGAAGCAGCCCCAGGGUCCCUGCCCAAAAGAUUUGCAGGAGUCCCUUGGCUGUGGCUCUGUCUCCUGACUCCAUGUCAGUGCCACUUCAGAUGCUGCAUCCUGGAAAGGACUCAUCCUGCACUGUUCAGUGCACAUCCUGCUCACACUGAAGGCUUUUAAUGGAAAAAGUAGUCAGAAAAGUGAGUAAAAUUCAGUUUUGCAUGAUAAAAAUAUGAUUGUGCUUAUUUGUUCUCUCUAAUUUGCUUUUGUCUAGCAAAACUAAGCCCUGUAUUCUUACAAACCCCUUGUUUUUUACUGUUGUAUCACAAACAGUAAUACAACUGGUUGGGAUUGUAUUGUACCAUAAAUAUUUUCUCUCUGCAGUACUGGGAUGGGAGUAUGGCUCAGUAGUACUGCUGGAAUGGUACUAGUUGGAUUUUUUCAGUAGUUCUUGCUGCAUCUCAGUUUUUGGCAGUGACCCCUGGGCACUGCUCCAGCUCCCCUCCUGCCUCUGAGGGGCAAGUGCUGCAGAACAGACAUGGGCAGCAAAAGAGGGAUUCCAAAGCCUUCCUGCUCUCCUGAACCAAGGAUUUAAUGAAGCUGACUCAAGGCACUUAACCAAGGUACUGGGCUUAGUUUCUAAAACAAAAUAGUCCUGAAAGACCAAUGCUAAGUUCACUGAACCGUCACUGUACAGUAUGGAUUUGGACUCUCUAGAUCAGUAUCUUAGCUCUAUGCAAACAAAACUGAACCUCAGUGACCAGCACGAGCUACUGUAAGAAAAACAUAAACAGAGCUUCCCCCUGUGUGCUCAUCUUCUCACUGUAUCACUGGGUGAGGGGGUUAGAAACUGAAUAUUUAAUAAUAAUAAUAAAUGUUCUCAUACUUUGUAAAAGUAGAUUUGGAUACAUUUUGUGGUGGCAUGGUUU
This is a messenger RNA of Zonotrichia leucophrys gambelii, 7602 nucleotides long. RefSeq names its product protein phosphatase 2 regulatory subunit B''alpha (gene PPP2R3A). NCBI's taxonomy places the organism in Eukaryota, Metazoa, Chordata, Aves, Passeriformes, Passerellidae. The coding region runs from base 617 to 4012 and encodes 1131 amino acids. The record is from RefSeq and is a predicted model, not a curated record. The transcript is spliced from 14 exons. Gene Ontology annotation, molecular function: calcium ion binding; protein phosphatase regulator activity. Gene Ontology annotation, biological process: protein dephosphorylation. Gene Ontology annotation, cellular component: protein phosphatase type 2A complex.